This is a messenger RNA of Solanum dulcamara, 1787 nucleotides long. RefSeq names its product F-box/kelch-repeat protein At3g23880-like. The transcript is spliced from 2 exons. The record is from RefSeq and is a predicted model, not a curated record. NCBI's taxonomy places the organism in Eukaryota, Viridiplantae, Streptophyta, Magnoliopsida, Solanales, Solanaceae. The coding region runs from base 130 to 1272 and encodes 380 amino acids. Gene Ontology annotation, molecular function: protein binding.
UGAUUAAAGAAACCCUAUAUUACCAACCAUAAAAGAGAGAGAUAUAUAAGAGCAGUAUAUAUAACCUGCGGCAAAAGUUGAGCCUUCUCAAGAAACAAUAAGCAAAGCUCAAAUUUUGUGCAACCCCAAAUGGAAUCUGAGGCUUCUCAUCAGCGCCCAAAACGGAGGAAACUCAGAAAGCUUACUCAAAUUCCAUCCACUUCCAGCAAAGAUUCAAUCCCCACUUUGCCAGACGAACUCAUCGCAGCAAUUCUUGUAAGGGUUCCAGUCAAAUACCUUUUACAGUUCAAAUGUGUUUCGAAAAAUUGGUUUGAUUUAAUUUCCAGCCCUGAAUUUGUCAAAACCCAUCUUAGUUUUUCCGCUAAGGAUUACACCCGCCAAAUAUCUCUGUUACAAUUUAAUAGACUAGAAGAGAGUAAUAUGAAAUAUUGUUCUGUUAGCUCUUUAUUUCAUGAUGACUUUGUUACUGAGGCACUUGAUUUGGAUUGUCCCAUGAAAAAUCCACCUCAAGGUGUUUAUAUUUCGGGUUCUGUUAAUGGGUUGAUUUGUCUUUCCAAUGGGUUUAAUGAGUUGGUUAUCUGGAAUCCAUCAAUUAGAAAGUUCAAGAAAGUGUUAGACUUUUUGCCUACACAGAUGGGUCAGUGCUGGUUCAAUUGUGGUUUUGGAUAUGAUGAGGUUCAUGACGAUUAUAAGGUAGUGGGUAUUUUUAGUAACAUGAUGAAGGCCAAUUUCGAGGCCAUGAUAUAUAGUUUAAAGAGUGAUUCUUUGAAAACACUUGAAGAUUUUAAACCUGGGGUGACUUACUCUGGUUCACCUAAGUUUGUGAAGGGAAAGCUUCAUUGGAUUACUAUGCGCAGAGGUCGUCAGGGCAUCACAUCUAUUGAUUUGGUUGAUGAGAAAUGGGGAAAGUUGGAGCAGCCCUGCAGCCAUAAAGGAGAUUUGAACCUUGGCGUGUUGAGAGGUGAUCUUUCUGUGCUCUAUAAUAGUUAUGAGAGAACUUACUUUGAUGUGUGGGUAAUGAAGGAGUAUGGAGUUAAAGAGUCUUGGACAAAACUGUAUACCAUAAGGUAUCCUGAGAACUAUAAGCUUUCUCCACCCCUUUUCAUGUAUAAUAAAGGUGAACUUCUUCUCGCGUUUGAAUCAACUUUUGCGAUAUACAAUCCAAAGAAUGACUCUAUCACAUAUCGAGAGGUUACUACUGUUGACGAAAGUAUUGAGGCGGAACUCUGCAUCGAAAGCCUAGUUUGUCCGGAUUUACAAAACGAUGAUUGAAAGAUUUCAGGACUCAGGUGAAUGACUGUCAAAAUACUUAACAACUUGUCGCUGUGGAAUCAUACAUGUGUUCAUGGAAACAUAUAUACUAAUCAGCUGAAGCUUUUUCUUUCAAUAGCUGACCAAAUGACUACAGGAUCAUCAUUCUACUCUACCUCAAUUCACCAUUUCGAAAACUUAUACCGAAGGUUUUUCUGUACCAUCUGCUUCUACCUAUACCACAGUUGAAGCAACUAAAGGAAAAUUUGGUUUCUUUCUGGUUUGUAUUGGAAGCAAUUGAAAUUACAUCCCUGCCUCUCGUGUAAUUCUAGUUGCCCGGCACCUUUGACAGUUAAAGUUGCUCGAUUCAAGAAGAUUAUAUCCCUAGGGUAUGUUAUGAGCAGAUUAGGACUAUAUUACUACUACUACUAUAUGCAAAUGUUUGUGCUUGAUGUAAUAGUGACGGCGAGGGGGCUAGUGUGUUAUAGUACACCUCACCUCCAGAUUUUGUUGUUCAUUGAUCAGGAUUCAGGUCA